UUUUGAGGCACCAGUCAAGAAUCUUUUGUUUUCCUGAUGGAGUCUUUUAAGGCCGCUGUCAUUCUUUUCCUUGUUACUACCUUCAAUGGUGGACGAUCUGAACUCCAUCUGGAAUUAGAAUCGCAAAAUUUCGAAAACAUUGAAAGUCGUAGUCUCCAUGUCCAUAGUAUUAGAAAACGUGAAAUAGAGGACGAUGAUGAAACAAGUCACCAAACUGACGAUCAUACCAGUGAUGACACCUUAAAUUACGAUGAGAAUACCAGUCAAAAAACUGAUAAGGAUUCUGAAAAAAGCUACAAUGAACCCGCACACAACACAGGCAUAAAUCAAGGAGAUUCAAAUACUAAUACUGAUUCAAAAGAAGGUCAUACUGACACAUCGGAUAUUGAUGCCACAUAUCAAAAUGUGGUUGGCCAGGACGAAAAUUACGAUCAAACUACAGAUGCCUUUGACCAAAACUUAGAUUACACAGGGGACAUCAAAGAGGGCGACACAGACACUUCUGACGGCACAUUUGGAAUUGCUGAAGGAGAGCAUUAUAUAAGUCCCAAUCAGAUGUUGUUAGAUGACGAUUACGCAACCAAGGCUUCUAAUCCAGGAGAUGGAAAUGAAAAUAGUGAUGCUAUUUAUUACAAUAAUUAUGAUCAAACUAUGGAAGCUUUAAAUCAGAAGUUAGAUUAUGAAGGUGAAUUCAUAGGUUUGGGGGAAAAUGCAGAAAUUGACUCUGGUGGGGGUAAAACAGAUGGAGCCGAUUCCGAUUCGGGCGAUGAAGCAGGAACAGGCAGUGAACAAAACUGUAAAAAUUGUGGUAGUAAAGGCGAUUCUGCUAGUGGAGAAAUGAGUUACAAUCCAGGAGACUUAAGCAGCGAUGAUAAACCUGAUAAGACGAGCAGUGAAUCAGGGGAUGUUCAAAGCUGCAGUACAUGUGGAGGUAAUAGUGAUUCGGCUAGGGAUGAAACAGAAUCUGAUUCAAAAGACGGAAGUAGGAGUCAAGAAACAGGAGCUAAAUCAAGAGAGAAAGGAAAUUGCAACAAAUGUGGACGUAAAGGUGGAAAUUCUGAUAGAGAAACAAGUUCCAAUUCAGAUGAUAGGGGUGGAAGUGAUUCCGGAGGAGAUAAAACCGACAGUGACUCAGGGGAUGAACAAGACUGUAACAAAUGUGGAGGUAUGGGUGAUAUAGCAGGAGACGGAACACGCUCUAAUUCAGACGAUAGACGCGAGGGUAAUUCAGACGAUGAGAGCAAUGAUUCUGGUGAUAGACAAAGCUGCAAUAAUUGUGGAGGUAAGCGUGAAACAACUGAAGAUUUGACAGAAUCCGAUUCAUCUGAUGGAGGUGAUAGUUAUUCCGGACAGAGAAGGAGCUCAAACUCAGGAGAGAAAGGAAAUUGCAAUAGAUGUGGACGUAAAGGUGGAAAUUCUGAGAGAGAAGAUAGUUCCAAUUCAGAUGAUAGAGGUGGAAGUGAUUCCGGAGGAGAUAAAAUAGAGAGUGACUCAGGGGAUAAACAAGACUGUAACAAAUGUGGAGGUAUGGGUGAUAUAGCAGGAGACGGAACACGUUCUGAUUCAGGUGAUGGAGACAGUGGUAAUUCAGACGACUCGAGCAAUGUUUCAAAGGACACAGAACAGGUAGAAUCAGGCAUGAAAAUGGCCGAGACAACAAUAAAUGAUAUUAGGAGAGAUAACAUUGACAAAUCGUAUAUAAAUAUUCCAGGGAGCAUUAGCAGUUCAACAUCUGAAUGGACUUCGCUUGAUACAAAAGACAGGUUUGUGAAAAAAGGUGACGGUAUUCCAAUUCAAUCCGAUUCCUCUUGGCAGAAUCCUUCCUCAUAUUCUGAUACAACUUCAAAAACCGCAAUACAGCCGGAUUCUUCCUGGCAAGGUUCUUCCACAGUUACUGAUUCAAAAAAUUUUGCAAGUAGCCAAAGUAUUGCCAAACAACCAGAAAAUGCCUAUGAUGCGGGCUUAAUUACAGGUUCCUCCAAUAGGGGUAUUGGAGAAUUAAUUACUACGGGAAGGGGCAUUGGUUCUGAAAGUGGUAAAGGUAUUUCUAGCCAUUCAGAAAAUAUAUUUGACACUGGGGCAACUUCGUUAUUUUCAACAUCCGUUGCAGUAUCUCCAGUAUCUGAUAGCACUGGAGGCAAUAUCAACACUGUCGUGACUGAUAAAACUUCUCAAAACCAAGAACCAACUGUUGACUCAACAUCUAGUUAUGCAGAUAGCUCUAAAUCGUCUGGUGGAUAUGUUGAUCUAUCUCUCAAUGGAAAAGCAGUCGAAAGUAGCGACCAAGGCACUGGCAUCUUUGUGAAAAGUAGUAAUAGCAUCUCCAAGACAGGUCAAGGCAUUCCUGGUACGCCAGAUUCGUCUUGGACAGAUUCCUCUUUGGCUACCGGUUCCAAAUUUUCUGAGAAGAUUCAAGAUAUUGCUGUACAGACUGGAAAUGUAGGACUCUCCGUUGAUACAAAUUAUGGUCCAGUUGAGACAAUUUACAGUGAACAAGUAAAUUACAUUCCAACCUCUCCAGAUCCUACAUUUAUUAAAUCUGAGCAGACCCCUGGUAUGGAAAGUACCUCCGUUUUAACGUCUAUCCCUGUUGAACCUUCGCUUACUAACUAUAUGAAACCUUCAGUACCAGGAGGAAGCAUAGUAGAAAGUAACACUCGAAAUGCAAACCAAUAUAUACCAAAUCAACAAGAACCUCAAGGAACAAAUUUGAAAUUCCAAGAUACUGGAACAAUAGUACAGGGGGUCCCUUCAGCUGUGGAAUCAACCAUCUCAGAAAGCACCGGAAACAAUGUUGACUCAAUAAUAGUUGAUACAAUUUCCCAAAAUUUAGAACCUGCAGUCAGAUCAACCGCUAACCUUGUUGAUAUCCCUGCUUCUUCUGGUGGAUAUGUCGAUCUGUCUCUUAAUGGCAAGGCAGUAGAAAAAGGUCAACCAGGUGAAAACGUCUUUGUAGAAAGUAAUGGUGGUGUCCAAGGUCAAACAGAUGUAUCUUGGCAGAGUCCUUCCAUAGAUCCAGAAUUCACUACAUUCCAGCCAAAUCAAGGUAUUUCUGUUGACUCAUCAGCCACAUAUGUGGAUAACAGUGUUUCGCCAGGUGGGUAUAUAGAUAUGCCCCUUAAAAGCAAGGUAGUGGAAGCACAACAACAAGGAAGAAACACCUUAAUAGAAAGUAGCACUGGAGUCCCAGUUCAAACAGAUAUAUCUUGGCAGAAUCCGUCCCCAAAUCCUGAAUUCAAAACAUCACUGGCUAGUCAGGGCAUUCCUAUUGAAUCAUCAGCUACAUAUGUUGAUAAUAGUGUAUCGGCUGGUGGUUAUGUAGAUAUGUCCUUGAAAAGCAAAGUGGUAGAAGCUAGUCAACCAGGGGAAAAUAUGAUUAUAAAAAGUAGCAGUGGAAGCCUAGUUCAAACCGAUUCAUCUUGGCAGAAUCCUACGGCGAAUGCCGAUUACAAAACUUCCAGAAUAUCUCAAGGUAGUUCUGCUCAGUCUCUAUCUUCUCUGCAAGGUUCCUCUACAAUUACUGAUUCCAGUGGGUUUGUGGAUUUAUCCCUCAAAGGGAAAGGUAAACUUGCGAAAGAUAAUAAACAACAAGUUCAAGGGAUUGCUGUGGGUAAUUAUGUUAAGGAACCUUACGUAGUGAAAUCGUGGUCCGAUUCUACUAAAUCAAAAGGAACUCAUAUUGCUAUUCCUGAUGGAGCCAUAGACAUUGCUGGGAGAAUAGAACAGCAAAUGGGUUCUACGGCUUCGAGGUACACAUUAAACAGAGACCCACAGGCUUUCAUAAAUGAGCCUAGAGUAAUAACAUUAAAUGGUACUGCAUUGAAGAAGAAACCAUCUAAGAUAUUUUUAGCAAUAACCAGUAAAAUAAGAGAAGCAGACGGGGCUUCAGCCUAUCAAUAUCUCAAAGAUAAUGCAAAACAAGUUGAAAAUCCAGCUGGUGGCUUUAUCAAGAUAUACAGACACCAACCUGGUGGCUCCAAAGAGAUGCAGAGGGUAUAUGUAAACUUUCGCCAGCCAUCAGCAGUCGUUAAGAAAAGAACUCUCACUAGGACUAUUGAUAUUCCAGGAAAUAUGACAAGAGUGUUAAACACGGGGCAGGGUGGUUCUGUCACCAUUGACGUUGGAGAUCAAAGAAACAAUUUUAUUAACGUUCGUCAUUCGUCACCAGGCGUUCGAAAAAGUACAUUUACGAGAACUUGGAAUGUUCCUGGUAUGCAGAGAAGAGUGUUUAACACAGGUACAGAUGGUUCUGUCAGCAUUGGAUUUGGAGGCCAGACCAACAACACUGCUGAGGGUAAUGGAAUAUCGUCCCGUCUUACUGGAUCUACCGGUAUGUCUAUAAAUGAUAUUGGAGUACAUGGUGGGCAUGCUAAUUCAAAUUAUGGCCAUGGGACACAUACUACAUAUGUGGAAGGCCAGCCUCUUUUUGGAUCUGUAAGCGGGAAAAUGAUUAAAACUGGGGGUGAAAAAGUUCACUUUGACCAUGGUCAUGCUCACGGUGAACACACAAUUAAUGUGGCUGAAGUGUCAUUACCUACAGGGCACUUCCAUGUACACAGUGAUGGAGGACAGCAUAUAGUCCACAACCAACGACACGAAAAUGUUAAUGAAGUCACUUACAAGAAAGUGAUGGAUAUCAUCAACCGUAGGAAAGCUAUGGAAUCAGGUUCUGUAUCUUUACCUGUUGACUCAUCUAUCUUCACCGUCAGGAGAGUAACUCAAGUUGGAGCAAACAGUGGGAUUGGCAGGUCUUUAGACCGCAAAUUUAGCAGUGGAUCAGUCCAGUUUAAAGAAGUGUCCCUACCCACAAGUUCCUUCCAUGUUCACACCGACGGAAAUGGACAUAUAGUCCACAAUCAACGGAACGAAAUUGUAGAUCCUGCCACUUAUAAAAGUGUGAUGGAUAUAAUUAAGCGAAGGCGAUCCAGCUUCACAUCUAGUCCAUUUGAUUCGUCUUUCUCCACGUCUGGAAGUGCAACUCAGAAUGUUGGGGUGACAGGUAUUCCUAUCCACAUUUAAAUUCUAGUAAAAAAGGUCAUCCUAUCGGGAUUUAAAUUCAACAUGUACAGAAUUGUAUUUAUAUACAAAGCUACUCAUAAUUUUUAACAUGAGUAAACUAUUCUGAAUAUUAGAGGGGGGUGUAAUUUUUUUGCUGAGAUUGAGAUGUUUUUUUGAUUAAUAUUGUUUGCUUUAAAGUUGAAGUUUAAACAGUAAAUUAUUUGAGCAUGAUUGAGUAUAUUUCUUUUUUGAAUAUAUUUCUUUAAUGACAUAUUUUAAUCGCAUACCACUUUUUAUUUAAUUAUUCCCAUCUGCUUUUAAAAGAAAAAAAAGCUGAUGUUAUCUAUAUAUGUAAUACUUGAUUUAAAAUCAGAAUAAUAUAUGUUAAUGAUAGAUAAAUCGAUUAAACAAAUGUUCAUUCCAUGAACCAUAACAGUUAUUUAAAUAUUUAUUAUACGUUUCUUGCAGUAGAAAAUUUCAUAUUUAAUAAUUUCUGGAUUUUUAGCGGAAACAAUUUUUUAUGUAUAUUUAACAGAUAAAUGAACUUUGCAAACUGACAUGAUUUGUAGAACUUUUACCAAUUACGCAAAGGAAUAUAUGCCUGAAUAGUGUCGAAAAGGUCACUUUCUGUCAAAAUUACGAUUUCGAGAAUUAAAUCAGAAAUCUUUUUGCGACUCACGUUAAUGAUAUUUCUUGUUAUUAAGAUUUAAUAUUUCACCUUUUUGACAUUCUAAUUUACUUAGAUUUCGAAUAUCAGACCUAAUGGUAGAUUUUCUUUGAAAUGUCGAAUUAUGAAUGUAUUUGCACAUGCUAUACAUGUGUCUGAAUAUUCAAAUUUUAUGAUCCAGUGGAUUUUUUUUUCUUUAAAUAUAUUUCAGAUUAAUUGUUCUUUGUGUUUCUAGCUGAAUUUGUUAGAAAGAAGUAGAAUGUUUUAGUCACUGAUAUAGAAUUAUAUUGUCUAACACUACCAUUUUGUGCAACAGUGCCAUUUCUUCAGCUUGAUUUCUACUAUGUCGUCUGUUUGUUCAGCUGAUAUUUGUUGUAAAAAGAGUUAAAUGAAUAAAUUACUCUUAUGUAUA
This is a messenger RNA of Saccostrea echinata, 6077 nucleotides long. RefSeq lists its product as uncharacterized. NCBI's taxonomy places the organism in Eukaryota, Metazoa, Mollusca, Bivalvia, Ostreida, Ostreidae. The transcript has 3 exons. The coding region runs from base 37 to 5019 and encodes 1660 amino acids. The record is from RefSeq and is a predicted model, not a curated record.